UCCUAGCUUCGUCCUCAUCCACCUAUCUCAGCCAUAAACACAAUCUCUAUGACUAUGUUAUGUUGUUACAACAUGCUACUACACCCUGCACCUGCAUCACUCUCCACAUCCUCCUCCAACCCCAUUCCGCCACGCGUCACUCUCCCCCAACUUCCUCAUCCCCUACACAGCACCACCACAAGCCAUCACACCUCAAACAAAUUUGACCACCAUGGGUAACCAAACUGAACUUCAAUCAGAUUUCAAGCUCGUUGGUUUCAAAAACUUUGUCCGAACCAACCCGAAAUCGGACCGCUUCCAGGUGAACCGUUUCCACCACAUUGAGUUCUGGUGCACCGACGCCAUCAACGCCGCCUCCCGUUUCUCAUGGGGACUCGGAAUGCCAAUCGUCGCAAAAUCGGACUUGUCCACCGGAAAUCUAAUCCAUGCCUCCUACCUCCUCCGCUCCGGCGACCUCUCUUUCCUAUUUUCCGCUCCUUACUCUCCCUCCAUCUCCACCGGUGCCGCCGCCACCGCCGCCAUUCCAACCUUCGAUGCUGCCGCCUGCCUCUCCUUCGCCGCCAAGCACGGCCUCGGCGUGCGCGCCAUCGCGUUGGAAGUCGCCGACGCGGAAGCCGCUUUCAGUGCCAGCGUCGCGCACGGCGCCGAGCCGGUGUCUUCGCCGGCUCUCCUCGAAGGCCGCACUGGCUUCGCUGAGGUGCGGCUCUACGGGGACGUCGUGCUUCGUUACGUCAGCUACAAGGACGCGUCGCACGUGUCCGACACUAAUCCCUCGCGGUGGUUCCUACCGGGAUUUGAGGCUUCGGCGGCGGGUUUCCGAGAGCUGGACUACGGGAUCCGGCGGCUCGACCACGCCGUCGGGAACGUGCCGGAGCUGGCGCCGGCAGUGAGUUACCUGAAAAACUUCACCGGAUUCCACGAGUUCGCGGAGUUCACCGCAGAGGACGUGGGAACGAGCGAGAGCGGGUUGAACUCAGUGGUUCUGGCGAACAACUCGGAAACGGUACUACUGCCUCUGAACGAACCGGUUUACGGAACAAAAAGGAGGAGCCAGAUUGAAACGUAUUUGGAACAUAACGAAGGUGCUGGUGUGCAGCACCUUGCGCUUGUUUCUAACGACAUUUUCAGGACUCUGAGGGAAAUGAGAAAGCGAAGUUUCGUUGGUGGGUUUGAGUUCAUGCCUUCUCCUCCUCCAACCUAUUAUGCCAACCUUCACAAGCGUGCCGGUGACGUCUUGACCGUUGACCAGAUUAAGCAGUGUGAGGAGCUUGGGAUUCUUGUUGACAGAGACGAUCAGGGCACUCUGCUUCAGAUUUUCACUAAGCCCGUUGGGGACAGACCAACUAUAUUUAUAGAGAUAAUUGAAAGGGUUGGAUGCAUGGUGGAGGAUGAGGAAGGGAAGGUGUACCAGAAGGGCGCGUGUGGAGGUUUUGGUAAAGGCAACUUUUCUGAGCUUUUCAAAUCCAUUGAAGAAUAUGAGAAGACUUUGUUAGAAGCUAGAACAACAUCCUGAUCCUUCUCCUUCUCCUCCUUCUGUAAACUCAAACUCAUAAUUACUAAUAACAUGUAAAACUCUUCAAAGUGGUACACUUUUUUCUUACUAUUUACUCAUAAAAGCUAAUAAAUUAAACUGUUUCAAACAAAUGCCGGGUUCACAUGACUCCAAAUUCAAAUACAGCAAAGUAAUGAUUCCCGUCUUGCAUAUAAUUUAGCAGCUAUUUCAAACUUGUUUGAAAAUGGUAUCUCAAGUACAGCUGGGACACUGGGAUCAUCAUACUCACCUUUUACAAGUAUAAGUGUUCCACUCUCUGUUCAACAACAAUUGUUUGUUCUCUCCAGAAGUUCUUUAAAGAGAGGAGAAAGUUUAAAGUGAGGUUCUUUAAAGAGAGGAGAAAGUUUAAAGUUAAAGCGGUUAGUGGCUUCCAAUGCUUCCAAUCAUCUGGCAAUGGCCAAAUUUGAUCUCACGUCUUCGAAGAUUAUGAGGUCGUGAUAGAUUCAUUGAAACAAGCAUUUGAAGAACUUCAACUUUUGGAGUUUCAUGAACUGGCAGCUGAAGCUUUCUAUCUUAAGGCCAUGGUAUAUGACAAACUGGGGAAAUUAGAAGGGAGGAAGCUACAGCUUCAUUUCGCAAAAAUAUUUUAGCUAUCGGCAAUCCUCAGGAUGAGGAUGAUCCUCAUGUGCGUUUUGAUUAUUCUUGAUAACCAAUUUUAUAUAUAAGCUAAUUAAAUUAAAUUAUAUGGUAGUGAUCACUAAUCUUCUGUAAUGAUCAUUCAAUGUUGUUUAUAGCUGUCGUCAGUUUGUUUCCUAUUAGAAUUUUGGAUGCUAAAGGUGAAAACAACCAUAACCAAGACCUUGGAGAUGUUUUGUCUCCUCUUCCCUUUACAGAGGUGAUUCAUGACAUUAUACGAAAUAUCGAAAGUGUUUACGUUGAA
This is a messenger RNA of Vigna unguiculata (cowpea), 2432 nucleotides long. Its product is annotated as 4-hydroxyphenylpyruvate dioxygenase-like. Gene Ontology annotation, biological process: L-tyrosine catabolic process. NCBI's taxonomy places the organism in Eukaryota, Viridiplantae, Streptophyta, Magnoliopsida, Fabales, Fabaceae. Gene Ontology annotation, molecular function: 4-hydroxyphenylpyruvate dioxygenase activity. The record is from RefSeq and is a predicted model, not a curated record.